Podospora pseudocomata is the source of this 732-nucleotide messenger RNA. RefSeq lists its product as uncharacterized. Bases 1 to 732 code for a protein of 243 amino acids. Lineage: Eukaryota; Fungi; Ascomycota; Sordariomycetes; Sordariales; Podosporaceae. The record is from RefSeq and is a predicted model, not a curated record. The transcript has a single exon.
AUGCGCCUGUCAACAUAUUCAUCUCUCCCCGUUCUGUGGGGCGUGUUCACAACCCCAGCACAUGCCAGUUGGCACGCCGUCCUCCCUCGUCAAACCGAAGCAAUUCCGACGCCAACACCCACGGAAAACUUCGAGGCUGUGGAGAACUGUCUCUUCACAAGCAGUUCAAUUCUUCGCAGCUACCCGACGGAACCACCUGUCCUCCGGCGAUACGGCGAAAGUGCGGCGAUUGAAGGUGCGAAUGAGGCCUUGUCUAUGAGGACACCGAGGGACUCGCGGGGAGUACUUGAUCACACAUCAGUGUGUUCGCUGUACCUUGGUACCCCAACUCGAGAAUUGACAAUGCUCCCGUCCGAGCUCAGCACCGUCUUUUCAACCUAUCGAGAAGCAAGGUCGUCGUGGAUCGCACAGGCCAAGCCGCAACUGAGCGAGUUCUCCGAACGCUGUCUGGAGGUGCUGGGUACCAAAACAGUGGUGGAUUAUCUUCAAGAGUUUGCCACGGGCCUGGAAGAAUGCCUGACAAACAUGGAGUUGUUGUUCGGCACGUUUGUUCCUGCUACUCCGACCGACAAUGGCGGGAUUGUUUGGACGGGUGACUGGGAGCGUGUGAGCACGCCAGUGACUACUACUUCGAGAAGCUCGACUGCUGCUGGAGCUCGCGAAACGGCAUAUAUGGUGCCUGUGCUGGGAAUUGUUGGUGCGGCGGCGUGGGCUGGUGCUGCUAUGGUGUAA